AGCCGGGCGAAAACACAAUUCUCCCUAAAAGAGCCGUGUAUAUGCACUCCUCUCUUCUUCUGCCAUUCUCUCUCUGUUUCUAAAGAAACCCUAACUUGCUUCGACUCUUCCAACAGACCUUCAAUGAUGGAAAAUGAAAACUUGAGUACAGAAGCUUGUGUUGAAGAAAAAGAACCUGCAAAGCUUGUUAAUGGGAAUGAAGAGUCGGCUGAACUUUCUGCCUCACCCCUGAAAGAUGAAGAAGUUGUAAAGAAGAAGAAGAAGAAAAGUAAAAGCAAGAAAAAGAAAGAACUACCUGAGCAGACUGAUCCACCAUCCAUUCCUGUUGUUGAACUUUUUCCCUCUGGGGAGUUCCCUGAGGGUGAAAUUCAACAGUACAAAGAUGAUAAUCUCUGGAGGAGUACAUCUGAAGAAAAGCGGGAGUUGGAGCGCCUUGAAAAACCAAUUUAUAAUUCAGUUCGCCAAGCAGCAGAAGUCCAUCGCCAGGUUCGGAAAUACAUCAAAAGUAUUUUGAAGCCUGGAAUGUUGAUGACUGACCUAUGUGAGACCUUGGAGAAUACAGUUCGAAAGCUAAUAUCAGAGAAUGGUCUGCAAGCAGGCAUUGCGUUCCCUACUGGUUGCUCUUUAAACUGGGUGGCUGCUCACUGGACUCCAAAUUCUGGAGAUAAGACUGUGCUUCAGUAUGAUGAUGUAAUGAAGUUGGAUUUUGGAACUCAUAUUGAUGGACAUAUAGUUGACUGUGCAUUUACAGUGGCAUUCAAUCCUAUGUUUGAUCCACUGCUUGAGGCCUCACGUGAAGCUACCAAUACUGGAAUCAAGGAAUCUGGAAUUGAUGUGCGUCUUUGCGACGUUGGUGCUGCAAUCCAAGAGGUCAUGGAAUCGUAUGAAGUUGAAAUUAAUGGGAAAGUUUUCCAAGUUAAAAGUAUCCGGAACUUGAAUGGACAUAGUAUUGGGAGUUAUCAGAUCCAUGCUGGAAAGUCUGUUCCUAUCGUUAAAGGAGGGGAGCAGACAAAAAUGGAAGAAGGCGAAUUUUUUGCAAUUGAAACUUUUGCAUCAACAGGAAAAGGCUAUGUGAGAGAAGAUUUAGAGUGCAGCCACUACAUGAAAAAUUUUGAAGUUGGGCACAUUCCUUUGCGUUUGCCUAGAGCAAAGCAACUGCUAGCAACAAUCAACAAGAACUUCUCCACAUUGGCUUUCUGCAGACGAUAUUUAGACCGCCUAGGGGAGACUAAAUAUCUGAUGGCGUUAAAGAAUUUGUGUGAUUCUGGUAUUGUUCAGCCUUAUCCUCCUCUCUGUGAUGUUAAAGGAAGCUAUGUAUCUCAGUUUGAGCAUACCAUUUUACUUCGGCCAACCUGCAAGGAAGUCAUAUCCCGAGGAGAUGACUACUGAAAAUGGAAGGAAUCAAAUACUGUCUUGUUAAUACCUGCAUUGUAAACAUACAUCAUCUAUUUGGAACACAAAAUGCUCACUUCAAUCCUGAGUUAUCUAUGUUUUCUUAGAUUUGGUUUUGACGAAUGCAAAGAUGUAUUGAUCAAGAUUAUUAUCCUUCUGGUCUUGCCCUCUUGGUGAUAUUUUGUUUAUGCUGUUGAGGCCAGGAUACAUGUGUUUGACCCAAAAAGCGAAAAAUUGCCUAGAAAAGAAAGGGAAUAUAAAAUUUGGAUUGUUUUUGUUGUUUCUA
Messenger RNA from Vitis riparia (riverbank grape), 1678 nucleotides. Its product is annotated as methionine aminopeptidase 2B. Gene Ontology annotation, biological process: proteolysis. Lineage: Eukaryota; Viridiplantae; Streptophyta; Magnoliopsida; Vitales; Vitaceae. Bases 124 to 1389 code for a protein of 421 amino acids. The record is from RefSeq and is a predicted model, not a curated record. The transcript has 12 exons. Gene Ontology annotation, molecular function: metalloaminopeptidase activity.